AUUCCUAUUGGUGCGCUGGUUUCCCAGUGAUGAAACAUACUUGAUAAGUCAUCGAAAAUCACACUGGGUGUCAUUUCAACACUUUGACGACAUUAGGGAGCGAAGAUAAACUUCAUGAUACUUGUUUAUUGAUUACUUGCACAUUCAUCCUGAUCAUGAUGUUGGGAUUGACCCUAUGCUUGUGGAUAUCCGCUCUAAUAGUCAGUGGUUGUGCCGGACAAUCGACAUGGAGUACUUUCUCAAAAUUUCAUGAGUGUAAAGGUGGCCCUAUGCCCUAUCGCUGCUGGUACAACACAGCACACCCUUUCCACGGAUGUUGUUCGUCCGGAACUUACUCCAGUGCCACAUGCUGCAUAUCAUUUAGGUGCUCCAUGGGGACGAAAGUCAAUGAAUGCAACCACAUUAGCCAUGCAAGAUGCUGCCCAAUCACGUCUGGUUGGUCGUACUGCUGUGAUACGUCUCAGUGGACCGUCUACCUCAGUAGCAGCAGUAGAAGUUCCUGGUCGAGUUCCAGCCGGAGUAGCUAUCUGUCGAGUAGUUUGAGCAGUAGUCUGAGUGACUGGAUUUCAUACAGCAGCAGUCGAUAUUGGUCAAGCUUCUUCAACUGCACUACAUAUUCCAGCACCGGAGCCAUCGUGGGCGGAACACUUGCUGGGUUUUUCUUCCUUGUUUUGGUAGUCGUCGCUUCGGUGAUGGGCUCCCAGCUCGCCGCUCAAAGGAGUCGAUCCGACAGAUCUCCCGAGAGUUCACCUGUCAGAGUGCUAACCGGCUUCGAAAAUGUUACAUAUAAUAAUCAAUCUUCAACUGAUCAAGGGUUGGCCGAGGCGACAGGUGAAGCGGGCGCCAUGCCUAUUUAUGAGCAACUUCGAUUUCCGCAGAAUGGACCAGUGAAAUAUUAGUUGUAAGAGCGUGUAUCGGCCGAUUGUGACUGCUUUAGUUAUAGUCACACGGUGAGUGAUACCUCGCCUGGUGGUUAGUCUCUGGCCUCGGCAACCGUGACCCCAUUGAUGGCGGUUUGGUGGGGCUUCCUGGUCCAGAUCUACCACAUAAAGAGACCUAAUCAGACUGACUCAGCCAGACCUGUCAUUGAAGGAUCAUGAAGAGAAUGCAUGGUUCGUCCUCUUGGGACAGUUGAAACCUUACGUAAAGGAAAAAUUGUAUGAGAAAAUGUGUCUCCUACGAAAUUCCAGAGGCGCCGCCUACCAAGUUGAAUAUUAACUAUCAUGUACAUGAAGGCCAGUGUGUGCAGUGACAGGGUGUCAUGGCCUAGCUGACAUGGACUGGAUGUAACUCAAGACAUAACGGAUGGAUGAAUAAGGAUGAAACAAACUUACCUGCCAGUAUAGCAGUGUACAAUAUGUUGCAAUGUCAUUCACGUUGAAGUCUCGCGACAAACGUAUAUCAUCGCCGUCAGGUGACGUUGCCUGGUCACAUGACCCGCUCUUACCUCGGUCGACUGCGGAGCAACUGCUUCCCAUCUUCACUGGAAGAAAAUAAUUGAAUACAGGGUGGCCACAAAAAAGGAAGACCAUUCGUCCACCACCUCGGUCUUAUAAAAAAGUUAUCAGGGAAAAUCUUGAAAACAUCUCCACGAAAGAGGUUCCAGUGAGGUUGAUAAGCCACAACCGGCCAGGGAUAAUAAACGGACAGCUGAAUCUUUAUGGUAACACUUAUCACACAAUAUCGCAUAAUCUUUAUGGUAACACUUAUCACACAAUAUCGCAUAACAAAAACUUUUGUAAUUUUCCAUUCCCUUGUUAUAAAGGUUAUGAAUGACCUGUCUGAGUGUUUUCCUGAUACACGAUGAAAUGUCUUGAUGAUGUACAUGUAUAAACAAGGUGAAUAGAAUCAUUAGCACGUUUGUAUCUAUUAGCAGUAGACAUUGCUUUCAUUGUUAGUGGCGAUAAUACAGGACACAAAAUGAUUGAUACCCAUCAGCGACAACGACAUUUGUCUGAAUAAGUCAAAUACCAUACAAACAAUGAUUUGUUAAGAGGUUUUGUCACAGCUGAGAAACUGGAAUCAACCAGACCCAUCCUCAAUGACACAGGGACAUUUUCAUCCGAAUAAAGUAAUCGACUAUUUCCAUAGUGGCAGGAUUAGAAUGGGUCAAAUGCUAUCAUUGCCAAAGUCAAUAUCAACAAAAAGUACAGUCGAACCCUAGUAACACGACCACUAAUGGGACCGAGGUUGAAUGGUCGGGUUGAUGAAGUUGAAAAUCCGGAGACAAAAUGCAUGAUUAACUUUUCCCGCAAAAAUUGUUGAACUAUUUCAUAAGUUUAAAAUUCUGAAAAAUUUUCAAAGCCAAAAACGUUUUGAGGCUGAUGGUGUUUCUUCAUUUUGAGCAGAAAAAAAAAUUGAAAAAAAGACUCAGAAAUUUUUUCAUCCUUCAGAGUUGAUUUUUUCCAUAAGUUCAAAAUUCUGAAAAAUUUUCAAAGUCAAAAAUUUUUUUGGACUGAUGAUGUUUCCUCAUUUUGAGCAGAAAAAAAAACAAGUGAAAAAAAUAUUUGGACUUAAAAAUUCUUUCAUCUUUCUGAGUCGAAUUUUUUCAUAAGUUCAAAAUUCUGCAAAAUUUUCAAAGUCAAAAAAUUCUUGUGAAAAAAUUUCAAGGCCAAAAUUUUAGGGGGGUUGAUGAUGUUUCUUCAUUUUGAACAGAUCUGUAGCUUGACAAAUUUUCCGCAAUCAAUUUCUUGACAGAAAUCAUGGCAGCAUUCGUCUUUUCACGGCAAUUCGGACUUUUGGUCGGAUUAAAGGGCUAAAUCACUCACCCCAACUGGAGUUUGUGGAGCUCGAUACUGGUGACGCAAACGCAUGAGAGUCAAGAUGGUUUAGAUUCUAAACACGAGUAUAUAGCCUUAAAGUCACGCUGUGGAGAGAAAGGAAGAACCUUCCGAGGUGCCCAGUCGGAUUGAGGCAUAACAUCAAUAACAUCAAUCAUAUAUGUUUUUGGAUGAAUUUCAAUUAAGGCUCAAUUGAGUAUCAAAAUAACAACCAUUGGUAUUAACAAGAAUGUAUCAGGCUCGCACUAUAUAUUUUUGGUAUCAAUGAUCAUUCUCUUAACUGUUCUGGUGACCGGUGAAGACGAUCGCUACCAUCAUCAGUCAAAGAGAGGUCUAUUUGGUUCAGAGAAAUCAACAUCGAUCGGUGACAAUCAAAAUGUCUGCAUUGUAUUUAACCUUCGUCAUUUUCACCAUCGGUAAGUUACGUAUCUACCAUUGCCAAAUCCUACUUUUUAUUGAUUUGGUCUGAGGCCAUUCAUCAAUAGAUCGUGAGUAAUUAGCCAGCGCCAAGACCAAGCUGUGGUCCGUUUCAUACUUGGUGUUUCCCGUCUUCCAUUCCGCUCCAUCGCAAGUUCAGACCUUGCCACUUGGUAGACCAACAGAGAAAUCACUCUGUGAUCAGGCGAUGCCAGUUAUACCAAUAUCACAACGAGUGUUCCAAUCUCCAUCGAUACCGGUUCCGAGCGAGCAACGCCUGGGUUCGAGGCGGAUUACACCAGCAGAAUCUGAGCAGCAUCACUCCGCCCUGGCUCCGAAGCAGACGGCAGGUAGUCAAGGUUACCGCGGGGUUUCAUCUGUGGAACUGUUGAAAUAGCUACAUCUUCGCCGAUCCUGUGUCAGGAAGAAGGCUUGAAUAAGAGCUGGAUUUGUUUAGUCAACAGUGUCUGCGCAAAUUUAGAUUCAGCACAGAAACUAGAAAGCUAAUAGUGAUUAGGUGUCUGGCGUGCUCUCGUGAAACGAAUGCGAGCAUACUCUCCAAGGAUCAUUUUGAAAUUGGCAACAAACUGAUGAAAUCGGAACAUAUAGUUUAUCAGCGUCUCUAAAGGUUCCAAAGUCGCUUUCAGGGAUUACUCAAUUAGAGUGUCAACACAGCGGGACACGAGCAUUACACGCAACGUCGACCUUAACUGAUGGGACCACAUCAAUUUUUCUCUGCUGGAUUGAUUUUGUGUAGAAGAUAAAUUUACUCACGGAUAUAUUUUAGGAAUGAAAUAGUACAAAUAUUCGUACGAAUACAUUAGGAAUAUAAAAUUAUUAAAUCUAUUUUAGUCGGCGACUAUUUAUUUUGUGAGUUAGUAACAUUUCGCUUGGGGAGUUUCGUGUGCUGGCAUGUCAGCCCAUUGAGAUCGAGUUUGUGACGUCACAAGUAUUCAAGUCGAGCCAUUCAAGAUGGCGUCGAACAGCAACGCGAAAGCGGCGGAGGGCCGAGAUGACAGCUUCCGAAUGGCGAUCAACCAUGACGAGGAUGAGAGCAGACGGAAGCGGAAGAAAGGCGCCAAGAAAAAGGCCGAGUUGGAGGAACUCAAGCAGGAGAUUGAGAUGGACGAGCAUAGCGUGGAAAUAAAUGCACUGCUGGAAAGAUUGGGGACAGAUAGAAAUACGGGUUUAACCAAACAAAAAGCAAAAGAGAUUCUACAGCGAGACGGGCCAAACUGCCUCACUCCUCCUAAGACCACGCCGGAAUGGGUGAAAUUCUGUAAACAACUGUUUGGUGGUUUUAGUCUCCUGUUAUGGAUCGGAGCGAUCCUGUGUUAUAUAGCUUACUCUAUACAAGCAUCGACUUAUGAUGAACCGCCUGGUGACAAUCUUUAUCUAGGUAUAGUGUUAACCGUGGUGGUGGUCAUCACCGGCUGUUUCUCCUACUACCAAGAAGCGAAGAGUUCCAGGAUCAUGGAGUCUUUCAAAGACUUAGUACCACAGUUUGCCACUGUCCUCAGGAAUGGUGAAGCCCUCGAAAUUAAAGCCGAGGAAGUGGUUGUCGGUGACGUCAUUGAUGUCAAGCUGGGGGACCGUAUCCCUGCUGAUCUCAGGAUAAUACAAGCUCACGGUCUCAAGGUGGACAAUUCGUCCCUAACAGGAGAGUCAGAACCGCAGAGCAGAAACAGCGAAUGUACCAGCGAGAAUCCGUUAGAAACCAAAAACUUGGCCUUUUUCUCAACUAAUGCUCUCGAAGGCACAGCCAGAGGCGUCGUCGUGAACACUGGGGACCGUACAGUCAUGGGCCGCAUCGCCAACCUGGCCUCUGGUCUCGAGAUGGGGGAGACCCCUAUUGCCCGAGAGAUUGCUCACUUCAUUCACCUGAUCACCGCGGUAGCCGUCUUCCUGGGCGUGACGUUCUUCGUCAUCGCGUUCAUCCUUGGCUACUUCUGGCUCGAUGCUGUCAUCUUCUUAAUCGGAAUCAUUGUUGCAAAUGUCCCAGAGGGUCUCCUGGCAACUGUGACGGUAUGCCUGACUCUAACUGCCAAGCGUAUGGCCUCCAAGAACUGCCUCGUCAAGAACUUGGAAGCAGUGGAGACGCUCGGGUCGACCUCUACCAUCUGCUCGGACAAGACUGGUACUCUGACCCAGAACAGGAUGACCGUCGCCCACAUGUGGUUUGACAACAGGAUUGUGGAAGCUGACACCAGUGAGGACCAGAGCAAUGCCACGUACAGCAUGAAGGACCAGACAUGGGAGGCCUUGUCUAGGAUCGCCAUGCUGUGUAACAGAGCUGAUUUCAAGGAAGGACAGGAUGAGACACCGGUGUUGAAAAGGGAGUGCCUGGGGAAUGCCUCAGAUGCGGCCAUCUUGAAGUGUGCAGAGCUCUCUAUUGGUAACGUUCAUGACUACAGGAAGAAAAACAAACGCAUCGCUCAGAUUCCAUUUAAUUCAACAAAUAAAUAUGAGGUUUCAAUCCAUGAGUUAGAAUCUGACCCACGCUACAUCAUUGUGAUGAAGGGGGCCCCGGAGAGGAUCCUGGAUCGCUGCAGCACCAUCCUACUCGAGGGGAAGGAGGUGGAGUUAGACGAGAUAUGGAGACACUCAUUCAAUGAAGCGUACCUCGAGCUUGGAGGACUUGGAGAGCGUGUUCUUGGAUUCUGUGAUUACUGGCUCCCAGAGGACAAAUAUCCCAAGGGCUAUCCGUUCGAUGCAGAUGAUGCUGUCAACUUCCCGCUCAAGGGUUUGAGAUUCGUGGGUCUCAUGGCGAUGAUCGAUCCCCCAAGAGCCGCUGUACCAGAUGCGGUCGGGAAAUGUCGGAGUGCGGGAAUCAAGGUGAUCAUGGUGACCGGCGAUCAUCCAAUUACAGCCAAGGCGAUCGCGAAGGGUGUCGGCAUCAUCUCGGAGGGGAAUGAGACGGUGGAGGAUAUAGCAGCUCGUCUGGACUGUGACGUGAACGAGGUCAACCCAAGAGAUGCCAAUGCCUGUGUGGUCCACGGUACCGACCUGAGAGAUAUGACGCCGUACCAGAUAGACGAAGUGCUCAGGAACCACACGGAGAUCGUGUUCGCCCGAACCUCGCCACAACAGAAACUCAUCAUCGUUGAAGGUUGCCAGAGACAGGGAGCUAUUGUGGCUGUGACCGGUGAUGGUGUAAAUGACUCGCCCGCUCUCAAAAAGGCUGAUAUAGGUGUUGCUAUGGGAAUAGCAGGAAGUGAUGUCAGCAAACAAGCCGCUGACAUGAUCCUCUUGGAUGACAACUUUGCCUCAAUCGUCACGGGCGUUGAAGAAGGCCGUCUUAUCUUUGACAACUUGAAGAAGUCGAUAGCGUACACGCUGACUAGUAACAUCCCGGAGAUCACACCGUUCCUCUUCUUCAUCCUGGCUGACAUCCCACUGCCCCUCGGCACCAUCACCAUCCUCUGUAUUGACUUGGGAACUGACAUGGUCCCCGCCAUCUCACUUGCCUACGAGAAAGCCGAGAGUGAUAUCAUGAAGCGGAAACCUCGCGACCCGGUGCAUGACAAACUCGUCAACCAACGCUUGAUUGGCAUGGCCUACGGUCAGAUAGGGAUGCUGCAGGCAGCGGGAGGCUUCUUCGUCUAUUUCGUUGUUCUGUGCGAGAACGGCUUCUGGCCGAGUCGUCUGCUUGGCCUGCGUAAGGAAUGGGACUCGAAAGGAAUACAGGAUCUGGAGGACUCGUACGGACAAGAAUGGACGUAUCAUCAACGUAAAACUCUUGAGUACACUUGCCAUACCGCGUUCUUCAUCUCGAUCGUGAUCGUACAGUGGGCAGAUUUACUCAUCUGCAAAACACGACGUAACUCCAUCGUACAUCAAGGCGUGACCAAUCAUAGAAUGACAUUCGGUUUGUUGUUUGAGACACUUCUAGCGGCAUUCCUCUGCUAUUGUCCUGGCUUGGAUAAGGGGCUCAGGAUGUACCCUCUCAAGUUUCUAUGGUGGCUGCCUGCCAUACCAUUCUCCAUUACGAUCUUUGUCUACGAUGAGUGCAGGAAGUGGCUACUACGUCGAAACCCAGGAGGAUGGAUUGAACUAGAGACGUUCUAUUAGGAAGUGACAUCACCAAUAUCAAAUAAGGACACAUUUUUGCCGCUAUCAUCCUGAGUAUGAAAAACGCAUAGACAUACCGAUACUAGAGAGACCAAGUAGCUAUUGCUUAAGGAUACCAAACUGGAGAUAUUGCUUAUCUAACCAAACACAGCAAAGGGCCAGCUAAAAUGUGGGCCUAAUCAAGGUGACAGCCAUGGUUUGGGGCAAAAUGACAACUCCCCCCUAUCGGUGAUUUUUGAGACAUCCUGUACUGACAAUGAGGUAACAAUUUCUAUUCUAAAACAAUCUGCUUUCAGGGGUUUUGAACCUUUCUGUUUCCAUGGCAACCUUGUCUUUUUUUGAUAAAGAAAAUGGAGAAGCGCAGGAAAAUUAAGGCACCUGUAACCAUGGCGACCAUAAUAACAAAGGUAGAAUUUGCAUAGCUACAAGUCAUUUUUUAGACAUCAUGCCACUGAAUUCAGUCUCAUUAUGUAUAAAACGUUGUGUAAAUAAUGAAAAUAGAAAACUCGAUAGUAAAGUGGAGAUAAAGUAUCAUAUCUGAAGUCAGUGUUUUCAUAUUCCUAAUAAAAGUGUAAAAAUCUGUGGUUCCAUGUAAAUGUAAUUUGAUUUGGUUUGUAACUGCGACAGCUGGUCUAUUGUGCCCCUGAACAAGAGUCGGGCCUACUGCAGGGGGGGGGGGUUAGUGCCAUUCUAAUCUACUAAAUACAUGUCAAGAUGUUAUAUGGUCAAUAGAGAGAUCGAGUUGUUGCUUGUCACCCCUACUAUUGGUGGUAAAGAUGGCGCUACUGGUCCAUUCAACCAGCGAUCCCCACAGCGUGAUGUUGAGUUCUCCUCUCUCUGGAAACGUGGGGGGGGGGGGGUUGAAUGGAAGAAAUAGUUAUUUCACAAAUGUUAUAAUUGACAGUUCACCUUCCUUGAUUGGACAAGAUGGUGUUAAAGUGGUCUGAAUGUACAUCAGAGUGUAGCACAGCUCUCUCAGGCCAGGAUAAACUGUUAUAAUCAACUGUUAAUUGAGGAGCACACUUGAGGAUCAAAUAUAUGAUAUAUUUUGAUAGGUUGUUGAUUGAUGUUCAUAGUUUAGAUGAUGUCAUUUUUAUAGACAGUUGUUGAUAUGUGCACUAUGUAUAUUUUUGUGAGUUUUUUGUUUGAUUUGUGUCUUACUACAUUAAAUUGCUUUAGGCUGGGGAGAGAACACUAGAACUUCACUGAACUGCUUCUCUUGGUGUUCCUUGAGGUUGUCAGGGAUCCUCCUCAGGUUAUCCACAGGAGGCACAUCAUUUUGCCAUCACUUCAGACAUCCAGCCUGGUGGUAAUAACCAUGUGGUGAAUUGUAAAACGUGAGGUGGUUAGUUGUGUCGAGCACACUGCUGCAUUGAAGACAUCUUUUAAAAGGUUGAAUAUGAAUUCUUUUCGAGCCUGAACCAAUUUGAUGCGGACAGAUCCAGGAAACAUAGGUAUUUCUAUCAAUAAUGUAUAAUCGUGAUAUUCGUUGCCAAAAAUAGUGAAUGUAUCCUAGUCUUUUUACACCUCUCUGUAAAUAAGAUGUGUACAAGUAUAGAUGUAGAAUUCUAGAACAAUGUUUCCAAGUUAAAGCCAUGAAUAGAUUGGACAAUGUGUGCUAAUUAACCUGCAGUUGACAAUAAUGUACAAAUAUAUCUAGUUUUACUAUCUUAGGACCAAACUCUUGUCUACACCUCCUAUGAAAUAUAAAUUUAUUUGUCUAAAUUAUCUGCAUAUCCUGUGUACACCCUAACACACAGAUCUAUCUGAUGGUGGGAAUGCCUUUCAGUUAAGUCAAUCGUGCUUCAUCACGAGCUCCUACCUACACCCCAAUCAAGUCUGAGCUGGUCACAAUGAUUCACAGAAUAUCGCUUGACCUGUUGUCAAUUAUUAAACUUACAUGUAAAGAAGUUGAGCGAUUCCUCUCGGUUGUAUUGGAAUCAACGUUUGGUCUUUUUUCAUCAACGAGGCUUGUUUAAGUAUCUGGUUGGUUAUACUAAUGAAGCCUCUAAUGUGAUGUAACACUCGUCAAGGUGACAUCCUUCAAUGGGUGUUGCACAGGUCAUGAACUUCAAGGUACAUGUACAGUAUAUUGCUACAUGUGCACAUGGUAUAUGUACAUGUAAUUGAAGACUCAGUCAUCAGUAACUCUAGAUUACCACACUUCCAGCUAGGCCUUGUCUAUUUUUGUGGCUAACAGACUGUGAAUGGAGUUGAUGGAUGUGGAGCUGGUAUGGUUUUAUUUUACAAGAGAGGGUGGCCAACGGAAAUCCAACCAACAUGGUACAGUUUAUGUGGGUAGAAAGUUAAAGAAACAGCCAAUGAAACAGCCCAGUGGACACAGAAAACCAUAAAGUGUUACAUAUCAUACAACACGUAGAAGUGGUGAAAGAGCGGAUGAUCUUAGUUGGGGAAGGAAUUGGCUGAGGCAUUGUCUUCCUGGAGCAACCCAGUUUACAGUUCAUUUCCUGGACAUCAUUUCUAGGAAUCAACAUAUUCAGAUGUUCGAUACGUGAGAUCUCUGAGCAAACAACUGGAGAUGACACACCUUGACAAAUCAUGUAUAUUAUGUACACAAUGUAAAAAUAAAGUGUCUUUAGAA
Lineus longissimus is the source of this 9870-nucleotide messenger RNA. Its product is annotated as sodium/potassium-transporting ATPase subunit alpha-like. Gene Ontology annotation, molecular function: ATP binding; ATP hydrolysis activity; P-type sodium:potassium-exchanging transporter activity. NCBI's taxonomy places the organism in Eukaryota, Metazoa, Nemertea, Pilidiophora, Heteronemertea, Lineidae. The transcript is spliced from 21 exons. The coding region runs from base 4170 to 7268 and encodes 1032 amino acids. Gene Ontology annotation, biological process: intracellular potassium ion homeostasis; proton transmembrane transport; potassium ion import across plasma membrane. The record is from RefSeq and is a predicted model, not a curated record. Gene Ontology annotation, cellular component: plasma membrane.